CCUGCCCCGAUAUUUUAUCCUCUCCAUCACCCCCUGCAAUUUUAAAGCGGUUUUUACGAUCACACCUUGUUGAAUUCAUCGAGAGAGAGAUUGGCAUUUCCAUUCCCUCGUUGCACAGAGAGAGAGAGAGAGAGAGAGAGAGAGAGAGAGAGAGAGAUAUGGGAAGGACAUUAAUGGUGGUUUUAUGGGUGGUGGCGGCCGCUGCGAUACUGCAGAUGUGCAGUUCUCCGGUUGCAUGUCACUACGGGAAUGCCAACAAUUACAUGGAAAAUGCAAAGGCCGGAGCCAAUAUGGCCGCAGACAACGUGAAAAGGAUGGCAGACGACGCAACACACUCCCAUUCCUGGGCGGACGCCGGAAUGAAUGGGCAGAACACAAAAGACGCGGCCCAGAAUAUGAUGGAUGCCGCCGGCGAUGCUGCCUCAAAAGCCACAGACACCAUCACCUCUGCCGCAUCUGAAACAUCGAAGUAUGCAUCCCAAAAGGCCAGCGAAGCGGCGAAUAUGGCAUCGCAGAAGGCAGAGAAGGCGAAGAACGUCGCGUCGGAGAAGGCGGAGAAAGCGAAAGAGAAGGUGGCGGGGACAGUGAAUUACGGGAUGGAGAUGGCGGCGUCAGCCAUGGAGGAGACGAAGCAGAAGUACAAGGCGGCGACGGAGGGGGCGAGCGAGGAGGCGAAGACCAAGUAUGAGGCUGCCAAGGAGAAGGCUUCGCAGACGGCGGGUGACAUGGGAGAUAAGAUGAGGAAGAACGCCGCCGAGCUGUAACUAAUAAGUUAUAACAUGGCUGGCUAGGUUAGUAAUAAUAAUUCACGUAAUAAUUUGGCAUCCUGUCUUUUUAGUAAGGCAUUGUGGAUCAGUGAUGUGUCAAUUAAUUAGUCAUCAUAUUAUAUAUGUACUUGUGUUUGCUUUAAUAUAAUUAUGUAUUAGUUUGAUUUAUUAAUUCAAAAUACAGAUGAUCAAGUCUUCUCCA
Molecule: messenger RNA, 969 nt
Organism: Malania oleifera
Lineage: Eukaryota; Viridiplantae; Streptophyta; Magnoliopsida; Santalales; Ximeniaceae
Product: embryonic protein DC-8-like
Exons: 3
Coding region: 159-764 (201 amino acids)
Source: RefSeq, a predicted model, not a curated record